UAUAUCUUUAUAAUUUAUAAAGUUGGUGUUAUAGAUUAUUGUACUUAUUUUAUUGAAUGCUUCUGGUUCUAGUUGUAAAAAUCAAUAUGAAAUCUUUCAAAUCAAAUCAAGCCAAACUAAAAAUUUUAAUUGCAGCUCUUUUUGUUCUGGAAAAAGUUUAUGCAAUUUCACCGGCUGAUUAUCAACAAAUGCUUGGUAAAGGUAUGGAUGUUGACUGGGUAAAAACAGGACAGGGAAUGGAAACUUUUAACUCCACUAUUGUAAAAGAUUUUUCAAAGAUUGGUAUUUCUCAUGUCAGACUUAGAAUUAAGGAUAAUAUAACAACAAGUCUUUUACUUAAUAUUGAUAAAGUUUUAGAAGCAUGUUUGAGUAGCAAUGUUAUUCCUGUCAUUGCAUUUCAAGCUGAGUUUUUUAAGUUAUGGCCUACAGACAUCAAUCUUGAUUUAGUUGUUAACUGGUGGAGUCAGAUAGCUGAAAGAUAUCAGAGUAUGUCACUGAAACUCUCUUUUGAUAUUAUAAUUGAAGUUACCGAUGAACUAAAUAAUAAAAAUGACAUGCUGAAUAAACUCUAUUCAAAAGUAGUUCCUAUUAUUAGAAAUACAAAUCCAAAUAGAAUAAUUUUCAUAUCUCCUCGAGUAAGAUCUGAGCCUGAAAAACUAGUAGACCUUGUUAUACCAACUCCAAGAGAUUAUUUGAUGGUUGAAUGGCACUUUUAUGCUUCAGGACCAUCACGUAUAAGCAAAGAGAAAAUAUGGACAAUUGGAACUGAUGCUGAAAAAAAAAUUAUUACGAAUAAAAUUAAAGUUGCAUUAGACUGGCAGACUUCAAACAAUAUUUAUACAUGGGUUGGUGCUUGGAUGGCUGGAAAUUACAAUGCAGACCCUAAAGAUGAAAUCCAAUAUACUGUUGAAGAACAAGUUCGUUUUGCAAACUUUGUUACAUGCGAGUUGACUAAAAAUAAAAUUCCGUUUGCUAUUAACUCUGAUGUUUGGUUUUACGAUAGGCAAAAAUACAUUUGGAACUCUAACCUUAAACCUGUUCUCGAUGAAAUAUUGAAAACCAAUUGCAAUGCAAUGCAAUUAAAAAAAAGAAAUGUUAAAAAAACUAACAGUGAAAAGAGAGGCAUUAAAAAAACAAUAUUAAACAAAAGUAACGCAUGAGCUUUUUUGAUUUAAAGCUAAGUUUUAAAUUCAACUUUAGCAAAAUAUUGUGUUAUUUAUUCAAUAUUUUCUAGUUUAAUAAAAUUUCAAAUCUUUUCCAAGUAUAUACUUUCUCAAUCAUUAUUUAUCUUUAAACACUUUUUCUUUUAAUUUUGUCUAGUAGACAGUCAUCGUUAAAUCUAAAAGACAGUUAUAGUUGUUAUGGUUACUGAUAACUUUAACUAUUCUUAUAUUCGAUGUUAUAAUUACCCUAUUAGACUCAGCGGUUUCAUUUUGAA
This is a messenger RNA of Hydra vulgaris (swiftwater hydra), 1438 nucleotides long. RefSeq lists its product as uncharacterized. Gene Ontology annotation, biological process: glucan catabolic process. The record is from RefSeq and is a predicted model, not a curated record. NCBI's taxonomy places the organism in Eukaryota, Metazoa, Cnidaria, Hydrozoa, Anthoathecata, Hydridae. Gene Ontology annotation, cellular component: extracellular region; cell surface. Gene Ontology annotation, molecular function: beta-glucosidase activity.